Suillus fuscotomentosus is the source of this 683-nucleotide messenger RNA. Its product is annotated as ribosomal protein L10e/L16. NCBI's taxonomy places the organism in Eukaryota, Fungi, Basidiomycota, Agaricomycetes, Boletales, Suillaceae. Bases 192 to 683 code for a protein of 163 amino acids. The transcript has 5 exons. The record is from RefSeq and is a predicted model, not a curated record. Gene Ontology annotation, cellular component: cytosolic large ribosomal subunit; ribosome. Gene Ontology annotation, biological process: ribosomal large subunit assembly; translation. Gene Ontology annotation, molecular function: structural constituent of ribosome.
GUCCACAGAGGUCUCCGGCGCUCGCCGAGUCAAGUUUGUCAUCUCUUGGUUAUCCGAUUUCCCACUGCAACUUCAGAUGAAAAGGGCUUCAUCACUUCCAUGUAACAUUGUACCCUACUUCCAUGCAACAUAUGUGUGUCGCUUUUCCGGUUGUCGGAUGACACUUAGACGCUGGGGGUCGUUUACCUCAAAUGAGUGUUGGAUUGCAAUUGGUUGGGAUGGAUACCAUCGGUCGUCCCGCCCUCUGCUGCUACCGCUACUAUAAGAACAAACCUUACCCAAAUCGCGGCCCAAUCCACGGUGUCAAGAUCAGAAUUUUCGACCUCGGCCGGAAGCGUGCCUCUGGAUGGUAUGAGGAGCUGAGUUCCCAGGCGCCUGAAGUAGCUCGCAUCUGCGCCAACAAGUCCGUGACCAAGACAUCAGGCAAGGACUCAUUCUACAUGUGUGUCCGAGUCUACCCAUUUCACAUCAUCAUCUUCAUCAACAAGAUGUUGAGUUACGCGGAUGCUGAUAGGUUCACGACUCGGGCUUCAUGCUGGUAUACGCGGUGCUGGGGGAAGCUUUACGAUACUGUCGCGCGGGUAAACAUCGGAGAGAUAAUCCUCCCUAUCUGUUACAAGGAACUGAAUGCUGUGGUCACACAGGAAGCUCUCCGCCGUGCACGGUACAAGUUCCCAGGCUAG